Molecule: messenger RNA, 372 nt
Organism: Musca vetustissima
Lineage: Eukaryota; Metazoa; Arthropoda; Insecta; Diptera; Muscidae
Exons: 2
Coding region: 1-372 (123 amino acids)
Source: RefSeq, a predicted model, not a curated record
AUGUUCAAGUUGGUGCUGUUGUCUGCUCUAUUCGCCCUUGCCUUGGCUCGUCCUGGUCUCUAUGAAUCCGUUGAGGUUCAUUCUGCUCCCUUGGCUACGGUAACUGUGCAAGAACAUGGAUAUGCCCAAACUGGUUCCCUGGUAAAGUCGGUACCCUCUUCCGUAUCGCAUCAAAGUCAUUCGGUUGUCCAUAGUUCCGCCCAUGUUGUGGAAGAUGUUUUGGCACCUGCCGUGAAGACCACUUCUUACACCACCAAGACAUUGGCUACACCUAUUGUGCAGACAUACUCUGCCCCAGCUUUGAUUAAGACUGUUUCUACUCCUGUAUUGCACACAUACGAAACAGCCCCUGUUGUAGUAAAGUCGUGGUAA